CUUUUUUUCUACUUCCAAAUUAAUGGUCUUUUAAGACCCCCUUCUAAUAUUGCGAAAUGACCUCUCUAAGGCAAAUUACAAGGAGCGCACCUCCGCCGGCUUUCCUAGGAGCACCUGCGCUCGCCACUUAUUCUUAUGGCAGAUCUCCGGCCUAUAGACGGUUAUUAGCGACCACCGCAAAUAUCUCCAGGCCGGCAGGCAGCGAUGUAGCGCCACUACGUUUUUCUCGACUUCCCUUAUCACCAUACAUUCCCCUCCGAUCGCCCUUCACUCCCGAGAUAAUAGCCACUUUACAAUCACGAGCCUUCCACCAAACGUCACCAUGGUACCAGAAGCAGUCGCAACAAGCCGCGCAUUCCGACAAGGCGGAUCCCAAGCCCGCGGACCCUAAAAAGGACGCAGAACAGGCCGCCCCGGGUGCGGAAUCUGAAGCAAAGGCUGGACCGGAAGAGGAAGCUAAGAAACAAGAGGAGCAAGGCAAAGAAAAUGAGGAGGAUAAGAAAGAGGAGAAGAAGGAAGAUCUACCCCCUCCACCACCCCAUGGUGAUAAGACGCCGUGGCAAGUGUUUAUGGAGACUAUGCAGACCGAGUUUAAAGCUUCAAAGGAAUGGAACGAGUCAACCAAACAGCUUGCCGACUCUGCUCAUUCAUUCACCGAGAGCGAAUCAGUCCGACGUGCGAGGCAAGCAUACGAAAAUACCACUGGCGCUGUUUCGUCUACGGCGGGCAAAGUGUUGAAGACUUCUGCAACUGCUGUUGGAAAAGGUGCAGCGUGGACAUGGGAGACUCCUGUAAUGAAGGGUGUUCGAAAGGGGGCCAAUCUAACCGGUGACAUGCUCGACAAAGCAACCAAACCUAUAAGAGAGACUGAGGCAUAUAAAAAUGUUAAGGAUGUCAUCGACGACGGAAGUAGUUCUCGGUACGGUGGCUGGGUCGAAAAAGAGGAGCGAAGAAAAGCUAGAGAAUUACGUGAGAAGCAAGCCCGUUCUAUUCAUGGUAACGCAGAAGACAUGGUCGAAGAUCCAAAUGCUGGGACAAAUGUUACGCUCCAUAAGGAUGCUGCUUGGAAGGAGGCGUGGCGGGAUUUCCGAGAUCAGAACAAGCUUGUCCAGGGAAUCUUUAACAUGAAAAACGUUUACAAUGAAUCCGAGAACCCCCUAAUUACGACAGCCCGAAGUAUCACAGACCGGGUAGCCGGAUUCUUCGCCGAGAACGAAACAGCCAUGGUGAUCAAGAAAUUCCGAUCUAUGGAUCCUAAUUUCCAAAUUGAACCAUUCUUACAAGAGUUGAGAGAGUACAUAUUACCCGAGGUACUUGACGCCUACGUCAAGGGCGAUACGGAAACGCUGAAGCUCUGGCUCUCCGCCGCCCAGUAUUCGGUGUAUGAAGCUUUGACCAAGCAAUAUCUUCAAGCUGGGUUGAAAUCGGAUGGUCGAAUUUUAGAUAUAAGGAAUGUGGAUGUUUUGAAAGCCCGCAUGCUCGAACCGGGCGAGAUUCCGGUAUUUAUCGUUACCUGCCGGACGCAGGAAGUUCACGUUUACCGUAACGCGAAGACGAACGAGCUUGCGGCCGGUAUGGAAGACAGAGUCCAACUAGUCACCUACGCGAUCGGUAUUACACGAACUCCUGAGGAGGUUAGCGAUCCCGAAACAAGAGGCUGGAGGUUGAUCGAAAUGCAAAAGAGCGGAAGGGAUUACAUCUAAAAAAAAUCUCCUCCCUUAUCUACCCGACGGUUUCGCCACGACAUCUAUGUUUAUAAUACUGUACAUUAACCGCCAUAGGGCGACAAAAUAGAGACUGUGGCAGGCGGUCUUAUCACACCACUCUGAAAUGGUAGCCUUGGAUUAGGGCAAAUAGGCGUUAGGCGGCGAUGGUAGCAUAUGAAUGUAUGAUAGACAAAAAGGUGCAUAUAGGAUCGGGCAUGAGAGGCUGCGAUGUAUGAAGUUCAAGCCGUAUGCCGCAUUACGAUACUCAAGUAUGAAAUGGAAGGGAAUUCCGUGAGGCUUAUAUCCUUUAUUUGGUGAUUCUCUAGGUACCUACCUGCUCUAGGUUCUCUAGGGGGUAAAAUGGUUGCUUUCGCUUGAGUCUUGACGAAACCCAAC
Annulohypoxylon maeteangense is the source of this 2102-nucleotide messenger RNA. RefSeq names its product Tim44-domain-containing protein. Lineage: Eukaryota; Fungi; Ascomycota; Sordariomycetes; Xylariales; Hypoxylaceae. Gene Ontology annotation, molecular function: protein-folding chaperone binding. The transcript is spliced from 2 exons. Gene Ontology annotation, cellular component: mitochondrial inner membrane. Gene Ontology annotation, biological process: protein import into mitochondrial matrix. Bases 57 to 1703 code for a protein of 548 amino acids. The record is from RefSeq and is a predicted model, not a curated record.